Molecule: messenger RNA, 1303 nt
Organism: Cyprinodon variegatus (sheepshead minnow)
Lineage: Eukaryota; Metazoa; Chordata; Actinopteri; Cyprinodontiformes; Cyprinodontidae
Product: fibrinogen alpha chain-like
Exons: 4
Coding region: 98-883 (261 amino acids)
Biological process (GO): platelet activation; blood coagulation; protein polymerization
Cellular component (GO): fibrinogen complex
Molecular function (GO): signaling receptor binding
Source: RefSeq, a predicted model, not a curated record
CUCUGCCUUGUUUAACUUUUUAUCCUUCGUAGUGUGUCAGAGGUUCAAACAGCAGGACGAUGGCGGCCGCCCUGCAGCUGGAACCCACGCACACAGGAUGCAGAUGUGCUCAGUUGGAUCACAUAUGUCUCUGUGCUCAGAUGAGGACUGGGUUUCUAAAUGCCCAUCUGGAUGCAGACUUCAGGGUUUGAUCUCAGAAAUGGAAAGUAGCGUUGAAAGAAAACUGCAGGCGUUCUGUCAUAAGGCAGAGAUGUACGAAAACGCGAUGGAGAAGUCCAUGACAGAGAUGACGGACAUCUACAACUCGAACCGGAGGGUCAUUGUCAACAGAUACAUGUCUGAGGUUAGGUUUGUGGAGCGUGCAAACAGACUGAGUAGAAACCUCACUGAGCUACAGAGGAGGUCACAGUUUCUAGAGGAGAAAAUGAAGGAGUUGAGCAGCCGUGUGAGGAAACAGGUGGAGGAGUUGUAUCGAACGGAGGUGGACAUAGACAUGAAGCUGAGAACCUGCCAGGGAGCCUGUCGGGCGCCGCUGCUUUACACUGUCGAUCAUCACAGCUACCAGACGCUUCAGACCAACCUUGGCUUCACUGACAAAACCAUAAAACACAGAAUCAAACCGGUCAGGCCCCGCCCAAACAUUCCCCAAGUCAAGCUGCAGCGGGCCAACGUCGGCUCCCGACUGUCCGCAGAAUACAAGCAGAUCCCGAUGGUCCGGAAGGAACUGCUGUUGCAUUUUGAAGACAUUGAGCUGAAUCAUGUGGUGCUGGUGGAGGAUCAGUCUGCUGAGGUGAAAGGUCCAACACAGAAGAGCGACCUCCUCGGGACAAAACUCGGCAGUACAUCUACACCUUAUGGAGAGAGACAUUCUUAUGAGGACUAGAAUGUUUAUAUUUUGGACAAAGAAGAUUGAGAAGAUAGUUUGAGAGGGGUGUGAAGGAAGUCAUCUAUAAUAAAAAAAGAAAAACCAACCUUAUACAGAGGGGUGGACUCCAAAUGAGUUUCAAUACAGCAAUAUAGUUUAUUCCUUCCCGCUAUCAUUGCUGCCCCACCCCCACGCAGGGGAGCAGAGCACCUCUUUGUUCAGCCAUGCCAACAAUUCCCUCUAACGACCCCCCUUUCAAAGAUAUUGACAGGUAUUGGGUAUUGCAGGCUAACAAAGAACCCAAAGACUGCCCAUUCCCAAGGGGCGGACCCGUUCGUCCAUUUAUAUUUGCAUGACGUUUAACUUCUUGUUUUGGUUUAGAAAACAACAAACAAGGUUCUGUUUUUUAGUCCACUCUAUAAAGUCUUUAACUCAAUG